GCAGCACCAUGACCCUGGGCUGCAGCAGCGGGAGCAGCAGACCCUGCGGCUUGCUGGCGGCGCCCUCGCCCGGGGAGGAGGAGGACGACGACGAGGCUCUCUCCGACGUGGAGGACGGCGACAUCGACGUGGUGGGGCCCCCCCAUGACCAUGGCCCGGCCAAGUUCAGCGACGACGAGGAGGACGACGACGACGACGAGGAGGAGGAAGAGGACUUGCGCCUUCUGCCCAAGCAGCCCCCCGCCCGGGGGAACCUCUCGCCCCCUCAGGCUGGCCCGGAGACGGCGCUGGGAGACGGCCACCCGCCUGCAGCGCCCGCCGCGCUGCCUCCAGCCGCGCCCGCCGCCCCGGUGGCCUCGUCUUCGGGCGGCGCUGCCUCAGGGGGUGGCGGCGGGGGCAAGAACCCGCUGGUGAAGCCGCCCUACUCGUACAUCGCGCUCAUCACCAUGGCCAUCCUGCAGAGCCCCAAGAAGCGGCUGACGCUGAGCGAGAUCUGCGAGUUCAUCAGCGGCCGCUUCCCCUACUACCGCGAGAAGUUCCCCGCCUGGCAGAACUCCAUCCGCCACAACCUCUCGCUCAACGACUGCUUCGUCAAGAUCCCCCGCGAGCCGGGCAACCCGGGCAAGGGCAACUACUGGACUCUGGACCCGGAGUCCGCCGAUAUGUUCGACAACGGCUCCUUCCUGCGCCGGAGGAAGCGCUUCAAGCGGCAGCAGCAGCAGCUCCACCCGCAGCCGCCCGACCUCCUCCUGCGCGCCGCCGCCGCCGCCGACCCGGCCGCCUUCCUCCCCGGCUUCGCUUACGGACCUUACGGCUACAACUACGGGCUCCAGCUGCAGCUUCCACCACCACCACCACCACCACCAUCACCCGGCGGCAGCGGGAGGCGGCGGGCGGCGGCGGGGACCUUCCCCUUCCAGCCCUCGCCUUGCGCCCUGCCGACGCCGCCGGGCCCCGCAGCCUCGGCGGCCGCCCCGUCCGUUUUCUCCGGCGGCCUCUCGUCUUUCCUGGGCGGCGAGCUGAGCUGCAGGAAAGCCUUCUACCCGGCCGGCCAGCUCAGCCCCACCGCCUCCCUCCUGCAGAGCCUUAAGACGGACCAGGGAGCCGGCAACAGGCCUUCCUUUUCCAUAGACAACAUCAUCGGGGGCGGCGGCGCGGCCCCCCCGCCCUCCAGCAGUGCCACCAGCAGCGCGCCCGCUUCGCCUUUCCCGGCGGGCCACGGCGGUGGCCAGGCGCAGGUCCUGGCAAUGCUCUCCCCGGCGCUGACGCCCAUCCCGAACCAUUUGAAUCUCGCCCACGAAUCCCUCCUGCAGGCCGGACAGAACUUUCCCAGUAAACUAACCAGCCUCAACAGCUGCCCUUUUUAAAAGGCAACCCGUCACCGU
Messenger RNA from Heteronotia binoei (common prickly gecko), 1385 nucleotides. It is a transcript of the gene FOXD2, whose product is annotated as forkhead box D2. The record is from RefSeq and is a predicted model, not a curated record. NCBI's taxonomy places the organism in Eukaryota, Metazoa, Chordata, Lepidosauria, Squamata, Gekkonidae. Gene Ontology annotation, molecular function: DNA-binding transcription factor activity, RNA polymerase II-specific; RNA polymerase II cis-regulatory region sequence-specific DNA binding. Gene Ontology annotation, biological process: regulation of transcription by RNA polymerase II; cell differentiation; anatomical structure morphogenesis.